Molecule: messenger RNA, 1307 nt
Organism: Bemisia tabaci
Lineage: Eukaryota; Metazoa; Arthropoda; Insecta; Hemiptera; Aleyrodidae
Gene: Rad51D
Product: Rad51 recombinase D
Biological process (GO): reciprocal meiotic recombination; telomere maintenance; double-strand break repair via homologous recombination
Cellular component (GO): replication fork; microtubule organizing center; Rad51B-Rad51C-Rad51D-XRCC2 complex
Molecular function (GO): single-stranded DNA binding; ATP binding; ATP-dependent DNA damage sensor activity
Source: RefSeq, a predicted model, not a curated record
ACUUUUUCCGCAUGCUUGUCUACGUCAGAAGAAGGAACGUAAAAAUUGAAUUUUUUUUAGUAUGGUCCUAAACAAAGUUGUGAAAGUGAAUAAGAGACAACCAUUCAAAAAUGCUAGCAUUAUGAGUUUUGGUUUUAGAAACGAAACCUCGCACCCUGUGCUCGUGACUAAUUUGAGACCGAGUUCUUCAGCUGCUCAUACUUUCAAAUAAUGGUUUUACGUGUAUUAUGAACAGACUAGACAGUGUCAAGUCUCCUCUUUUGAGUGAAUCGGUCCUUCAAAAUCUGUUUUCAAAGAAAAUUUUUACCGUUCAAAAAUUUUUGGAGGAAAAACCUGACAGGAUUGCAUCAAUUAGUAGUCUUCAAAUCAAGGAUGUGAUUACCUUGCGAGAGUCAUUGAUUACUCAGUUCUCAGCAUUUGUGAAAAAAGGUGUUGAUGAAUUCUUGGAUCUUAAAGAUAAUUCAGUGGAGCUUGAAUCUGGAAUAGAAUGUCUUGAUAAUUUAUUAGGUGAAGCAUUGAGAACCGGAAAUAUAAUUGAAAUUUGUGGUCUCACAGGCAGUGGAAAAACUCAACUAUGCUUGACCAUUGGCGUAAAUAAUUCUUUACGGAGGAAUAUCAUUGUCCAUUUCAUUGACACAUCUCUUGGAAAUUUCACCGGCGACCGAAUUGAAAGCAUUCUUGAAAACAAAAAACUGACAAAAGAGACAAUCAAAGAUGCUAUGAAUAGAAUCAAAAUUACGAAAGUAAGGACCAUGGACGAGCUUGUUUCUACCCUUCAUCAGUUGAAAACUUCUUUGGGCAAUCAAGAAACAUGCUGCCGAUUAAUAAUCAUAGACUCUCUUAGCGGUGUUUAUCUGCCAAUGCUCAAUGAAGCAGAUAACGAUGGUUUAUGCUUUAUGAAUCAUAUCGCUUCUUUAAUGCGUUUUAUUUCAAAACAGUUCCACCUACUGUUCCUCGUUGUCAACCUAGCAACCAAAGUUUUUGAUCCAGAGGCAUGUCUUGAGCAUUCUGAUGAAGCGCCUGUUGAGCCAAACACACCAUUCAAAGAUCUUAGACCGCUUUUGGGCAGAUACUGGCUUCACGUUCCUAGUACAAGAUUGCUGAUCCAUCGUAUAGAUGAUAGAAAUUUACAUGAAACAACUAGAACCAUUUCUGUUUUGAAAAGCAGUUCCAUUCCCAUCUUUUCUUCUUGUUCUGUUACUAUUGCAAAAGAGGGUAUUGUACAGAGUGAAACAAAUGAUUAAUAAUCCAAAAUCAAUGUAAAUCUGUAGUUACCAACAAAAUAAAUAGAAUAUAAAAGAAAAUAA